This is a messenger RNA of Nicotiana tabacum (common tobacco), 786 nucleotides long. NCBI's taxonomy places the organism in Eukaryota, Viridiplantae, Streptophyta, Magnoliopsida, Solanales, Solanaceae. The record is from RefSeq and is a predicted model, not a curated record.
AUGACUCCAUUGCAUCCUUCAAUUGCUGGAAGAAAACUUUCAGGAUUAUCAAGAUUUGUUCUAAAUAUUUUGAGUUUCUUGGAUGUAUUUGGGAAACUGAUGAAAGCUUGGAACUGCACUGCUAUUACCUUGAUCCCUAAGGUCCCAGCACCAGCUCAGGUGAAAGAUUACAGACCAAUAGCAUGUUGCACUACAUUGUACAAGAUCAUUGCUAUGAUAGUGACCAACAGACUCAAGAAAGUGAUAGAGGCUAAGAGAGGGAUAAGGCAAGGGGACCCAAUGUCUCCCUAUCUCUUUGUCAUUGUAAUGGAAUACCUACAAAUCGAGAUGAACCAGUUGCCCAUGAUCAAAGAGUUCAAGGGUGACAUAAGUUCACUCACCAUACUUCAGGAAACCUUUCAAAGGUUUUCUGCUGCAUCUGGUCUACAGGCAAAUACAGACAAAAGUUCCAUCUAUAUUACUGGGGUUUACAAGGAUCUUAAAGAUACAUUGAUAAGCUUAAUAGGAUAUACAGAGGGCUUCCUACCAUUCAAAUACCUGGGAGUACCCCUGUCUACCAAGAAGUUAAAUAUACAACAGUGCUUACCAUUGAUCUUUGUACUUCCCAAGAGGAUCAUGAGGCUGAUUGAAACUAUAUGCAGAACCUACUUGUGGACUGGUACAAGUGCUACAUCUAGGAAGGCCUUAAUAGCAUGGGAGAAAGUCUGCCAACCUAAGGCUGUUGGUGGCCUAAACAUCAUCAAUAUGGGAAUGUGGAAUAAAUCAGCAAUUUUAAAACAACUAUGA